GCCUUUUUGCCCUCAGUCUAACAUAUCUGUAUUUAUUAUUGUAACACACUUGCAGCAGUCUUCAUAAAACUUACUCAAUAAAGUCUGCUCAACACAAGAAGUAAAGUGACCUGCACAGGAAGAGGAAGACAUGAGCUACAUAUGUAGAUUUAAUGUUGCUUGAUACUCUCAGUGAGAAAGCCAGCAUGGAAGUCAUCGCACUCUGUAGUAAACUCUGGUUGUUGCUGCUGAUGGCACAUGUGCAGAAAGGUUAUUCUAAGAUCUCUUGUUCAUCUUUUUCCAUCAUUCCAUCCAGACUGCAGCUCUUUGAAUAUGAGUCAGUCUCUUUUACCUGUGAAGGGUUUAACAUUUCAGCAGGAUGGAAAGUGAGGAACACUCAGCAAAUCCUUUCGAAAUGUUCCAAUAACACUGUGACGAGGACUUGUGGGAUCAAAUAUGCUUUUGCUACAGAUAGUGGAAAAUACUGGUGUGAGAGUGGAGCAGAGAGAAGCAACACUGUCAGUAUCACUGUUACAGCUGGUGCUGUGAUACUGGAGAGUCCUGUCCGUCCUGUGAUGGAGGGAGAUGCUGUUACUCUGCACUGUAGAAACAAGACAGAGAAACAAGACUCAAAUUUCACAGCUGAUUUCUACAAAGAUAGCUUGCCCAUGGGUACCAGCUAUGGUGGAAAGUUAGAAAUCCAAAAUGUUUCAACGUCUCAUGAAGGAUUUUAUAAAUGCAAAAUACAGGGAGUUGGGGAAUCAGCAGGGAGCUGGCUGGCUAUCAGAAGGAAAUCCAAUGCAGAGGAUGGCAGAGCGGGACUUUAUUUUGAUCAGGACACCAUGCUGCCAAUCACAGGCAAAGACAAGUCUUGA
Messenger RNA from Haplochromis burtoni (Burton's mouthbrooder), 854 nucleotides. RefSeq lists its product as uncharacterized. The record is from RefSeq and is a predicted model, not a curated record. The transcript has 5 exons. Lineage: Eukaryota; Metazoa; Chordata; Actinopteri; Cichliformes; Cichlidae. The coding region runs from base 153 to 854 and encodes 233 amino acids. Gene Ontology annotation, molecular function: transmembrane signaling receptor activity. Gene Ontology annotation, biological process: cell surface receptor signaling pathway.